AUGUCUGACCACGAACAUGACACGGCUCGUCCGGAGUUCCAUCAUCCGGAAGCCACGCAUGCCAAGAAGAAGCGCCCCAGUAUAUACGCGAUCGAACCGAUCAAAGCACUCUACAUUUUCGCUAUUGCGAAUUUAAUAUCGGCCGUGUUUGCACCGAUCCAGGAUUGUGACGAGACCUUCAAUUAUUGGGAACCCGCUCAUUAUCUGUCCCAUGGCUACGGCUUGCAGACAUGGGAGUACUCUCCCGAUUUUACCAUUCGAAGCUGGCUUUACAUCGCUUUGUAUGCAAUUCCGGGAAAUCUAAGAAGGAUCCUCCCUCACCCCAACAAAUUGGCCGAGUUCUACUUUAUCCGAUAUGUCCUUGCCUUCCUCUGCGCUCUGUGCCAGACGAUCCUGUACCAGGUAGUCAGCUCGACAAUUAAUGGCCGAAUUGGUGUUUUCUUUCUCGUGGCAAUGGUCACAUCCCCUGGAAACUUUCAUGCUAGCACGGCAUUCCUGCCCUCUAGCUUUGCCAUGUAUAUGUGCAUGCUUGGAGCUGCUGCGUUCAUGAACUGGCGGGGCGGCCUCAAGACUGCCCAGGGCAUCUUUUGGUUCGCCAUGGCCGGGAUUCUGGGUUGGCCAUUCGCCGCUGCUUUGUGUGCUCCUUAUGUUAUUGAGGAGUUUGUUCUUAUGCUGUUCAGCGACCAGGCAUCCCGUUUCGAUUUUUUCAUGAGAAUAACCCGGGGCGUUGUUUCUGCCGUGCUCCUAUUGGCUCUGGAUUUCUUCGUGAACUUGUUCUUCUACAAGAAACCGGCCAUUGUCACUUGGAACAUUAUCAAAUAUAACAUUUUCUCGUCCACUGGAGGUCCCGAGUUGUACGGGACGGAGCCAUGGUUCUUCUACUUGAAGAACCUAACACUAAAUUUCAACAUCUGGUUCAUUCUGGCCCUUCUGGCUUUGCCUCUCUUUCUUAUCCAGAAACUCGUGGCUCCGUCGGCCCAAGGCUUCCAGUCAGGGCUGCGGACCGUCGUGUUCGUUGCGCCAUUCUACAUGUGGUUGGCAAUUUUUACCGCGCAGCCGCACAAGGAGGAGCGGUUCAUGUAUCCGGCGUACCCUUUCCUGGCACUCAAUGCAUCACUCUCACUCCAUAUCAUAUUAACCUGGUUUGGUAACUCCAACCCGUCGACGCUUAUCGGCAAGGUGCCGGCAAAGCUGAAACUUGCAGCCGUGAGCCUUGUGUUCAUUCUUUCGCUGGAUGUCGGUCUGGCCCGUAUUUAUGGCAUCUACGACGCCUAUUCCGCCCCGCUCAAGAUAUAUGAGCCGCUGUGGGGAGGCGAGGGCGGGAAAGGCGCUGUAGGCUCGGAGGGUGAUUUGGUUUGUUUCGGCAAAGAGUGGUACCGAUUCCCUUCAUCAUACUUUUUGCCGAGGGAGAUGCACGCCAAAUUUGUGCGCUCUGAGUUCCGUGGCCUCCUACCCGGGGAGUUCUCCGAAGCUCGAAUUGGGUUUGGCUUUUGGAGCGGCACGUGGCUCCCCACGAACGGACUCAACGACCGAAAUGAGGAAGAUUUGGGCAAAUAUGUGGAGGAGCGCAUGUGCACCUUCAUGGUAGAUACCCAGUAUCCCCUCCGGACCGACCCCCUGCCACCCAACGAGCCGGAUUACAUUGCCAACGAGGAGAACUGGGAGAUUGUCCGCUGUGAAGCAUUCCUGGAUGCCGCCAACACUCACAUCUUGGGUCGAACUCUAUGGGUUCCGGAGCUGAGCAUAAUCCCUGACAAGUUCAGGCGGAAAUGGGGUCGGCAUUGUCUACUGAAGAGGAAGAGAUAA
This is a messenger RNA of Clonostachys rhizophaga, 1806 nucleotides long. The record is from the annotation of a GenBank genome assembly. Lineage: Eukaryota; Fungi; Ascomycota; Sordariomycetes; Hypocreales; Bionectriaceae.